GGUGGGCGGAGUCCAGGUGUUUUAUUAGCAGCUGACAGGUGAGUCUGCAGGUAACUCUGAGGCUUCACUUCACGUUGGAGACACAGCGAAGCAUCGACUGUUUGACCAUGCUCAACUUUCCUCUUCACUUCCUGUUGAUGGUGGUUUCCCUCCCCAUUGUCAUGGCGAUGCCUGAGCCCUCCUCUGGGGACUGGGAGCUCCCGUCCAUCGACCCUUUUUCACCUCCUCCCUAUAUGCGCAUGGAUGAACCUGAACGCAGUUUCAGCCCCAUCGGAAACAACAUGACGGAGCCGUCAGCCGGGGCCCUGGAGGCCUACUGCCUGAUGCUGCAGCAAAGCCCAGGAUCCAUCACCCCAGACCAGGUCCCCUGGUUCUGUCGCUGCACACAGUGUCAGACAAUCAAGGGGCCCAAAGGAGACAGAGGAGACCUCGGACCAACGGGUAGUCCAGGCAGUCCUGGAAGACGAGGGCUGACAGGGUUCAGAGGUCCUCCAGGUUUUGUUGGCAGACAAGGAGUCAAAGGGCAGAAAGGAGACGAGGGAGAGAAGGGACAUCAAGGACCUCAGGGUCUCAUGGGACCCAAAGGAGAGCGAGGCUUCAAAGGUGCUAAAGGUGAGCAAGGUCUGGAUGGACGUCCAGGUGAUCAAGGUCCUAAAGGAGACGAUGGAGUCUGCAUAGAAACCUGUGAGUCCAGCCAGGGUCUCCCAGGACCAGUUGGUGUGCCUGGUCCAGUAGGACCCAGAGGUCCAUCUGGUAGUGCAGGAGUGAUGGGGCCCAAAGGCAUGAAGGGUGACAUGGGUGAUAUGGGUCGCCCUGGUGUCCCUGGAUCUGUGGGUGAGAAAGGAGAGCUGGGGCCCCAGGGAGAGUGUAACUGUACAGAUGGGAUAGAUGGGGUUAAAGGGCCGAAGGGGGAUAGGGGAGAUAAGGGGGAGGAGGGACAAAUGGGGCCUGAGGGUCAAACAGGACCACAGGGGGCAAAGGGAAACAUGGGGGACAUGGGGAUGAUGGGUCGUCCUGGUCCCUGCAUGCCCAGCAUCCAGUCCGCCUUCGCUGCAGGGCUGACGUCCAGUUACCCCCCACCAAAUGCCCCAGUGGUCUUCACCCACAUUCACUACAAUGUCCAGGGGAGCUAUGACCCCAGCAAGGGGAUCUAUACCGCCCCAAUCAAUGGCACCUACCUCUUCAGCUACCACCUCACUGUCUACGAGAGGGUCCUCAAAGUUGGCCUCUUCCUGAACUUCAAACCGUUGGUUAAGACCACAGACACCAAAGUGUUAGGGACCACCUCGCAACAAAUCAUUGUCCACAUGGCCCGUGGGGACCGUGUAUGGAUCCAGGUGAAGGACAAGGUAACUAAUGGCAUGUUUGCUGGUUCUGAGUCCAGCAGUACUUUCUCUGGCUUCCUGCUCCACCCAGACACAUGUGACAUGCCCUUAUUGAGAGGACCAAUGCCUACAAGUGCCCCCACCGAGGACAUGUACAGCUGGGGCGACUGAGUCUUGCACCACCAACCCCCGACUCCACCUGCCAAUGGAGAAUCCAGGUAGCUUCACUAAUAAAUAAAAUACUCCUGGACAUAAAUUAUUGUAGAUAACAUUAUCCUUAAAUGAUUUUCCACCAAUCAGCCAUCAGAGAUUCAGUGUGAUGAUCAGGUUCAGAAACCAGAGACAUGAAGACAAGACAACAUAACAACACAUCACUGACAGCAAACCAGAAGAGUAUUUACACCAAAAUAAUCAUCAACAUUGACCAUCAUAACUGUCCCAGCCAAGAGAAGAUCCUGAACUUGUGCAUCCACCCCAAUUCUAAAAGUUUGUCUUCUAUGUGAAACAAAAAUAAUAAAAGUGAGUGUGGCUUUCAUAGGACUCCCUAAAAUCUCUGUAUUCUUCUUUCUUUGUUAACCAUCAUGGAACAAAGAAGCUCACCAU
Acanthopagrus latus (yellowfin seabream) is the source of this 1928-nucleotide messenger RNA. RefSeq names its product complement C1q and tumor necrosis factor-related protein 9A. Gene Ontology annotation, molecular function: protein binding. The record is from RefSeq and is a predicted model, not a curated record. The transcript is spliced from 5 exons. Lineage: Eukaryota; Metazoa; Chordata; Actinopteri; Spariformes; Sparidae. The coding region runs from base 108 to 1496 and encodes 462 amino acids.